This is a messenger RNA of Rotaria sp. Silwood2, 252 nucleotides long. NCBI's taxonomy places the organism in Eukaryota, Metazoa, Rotifera, Eurotatoria, Philodinida, Philodinidae. The record is from the annotation of a GenBank genome assembly.
AUGAGCAGUGCUUGGGGUAAGCGUAUGUCAUCGGCUUGGGGAAAACGUAUGUCAUCAGCAUGGGGAAAACGAGCUGAAAGUGAUAGUGAUGAACAUUACAAUCAUCUUCUUCGAGAACUCUUUCAUCAAGCUCGUCUUAGUAAAUAUGAUUAUCCUCGAUAUCCAGUCGACAACGAAGUUAUUGAACAAUACUUAGCACAGCGUACCGCAUCAAACAAUGACGAAGAAGCUGCACCACAAAACAUGUCAUGA